This is a messenger RNA of Lytechinus pictus (painted urchin), 4458 nucleotides long. RefSeq lists its product as uncharacterized. Gene Ontology annotation, molecular function: DNA-binding transcription factor activity. The record is from RefSeq and is a predicted model, not a curated record. Bases 103 to 2604 code for a protein of 833 amino acids. Lineage: Eukaryota; Metazoa; Echinodermata; Echinoidea; Temnopleuroida; Toxopneustidae. The transcript has 7 exons.
ACAGGCAGGGUGGUUGCAGUGAACAAGUGAGCCUACCACGGUACGGUCACGGAGCCAAAUCAUCAAACAAACAAAAAGAAACUCAGAUAGGGCAGCGAGAUAAUGACUUCUCCAGAUCAAAAUGGAUUAGGUGCCACGGAAACAUAUCUAGAAGCUAUACAACACAAUAAAGUGUCGGAUGAAUUUGACGUUGAAUUUCCUCCACCAUUUGGCUAUGUACGUGAUAUUGAGAGUGCAGAGAUUCUUCGCAGACGAUUCGAGCAAAAGUUUGGUGUGCGAUUUUCAACAUAUAGACAAAGCAAAGACUAUGGAAAAGAAGAUAUAAAAAUUGAUCAUCAUAAGGUAUGCUGGGAAGACGGCUCCAGACUUCGUCAAGGUCACCUUGUAUUUGAUCACGUACCAUACAUUGUGAUUGGAAUUAAGACAUUAGAUUGUCAGUAUGGAAGGGACAGGCAUGUUGCUAGAAAGAAAAGAUCUCUUGCACAGGAAGAUGAUCAAAAAAGGAGAAAACGGUUAUCUGGCAAGAAGGUGGACUGUCCAGCACAAAUAUCUUUUAGAGAUAUCUUGAAGUUCCCAGAUUAUAAAAUUGAGAGCAAUACAGUAUGGAGAAGAAAAGCCAUGUCAGGAAGGCUCAGGAAAUCCCUAUCUACAGAAUCAGAUGUUAAAAUAGAGAGACGAAUCUAUAUCAAAUUUCCAGAACCAAGUGAUCACCAAUGUGCUGUUGCAGAAGACUAUGUGCCUGUCCUUGGACACAAGGUCGUACAAAGCAGUUCUUGUGUGAGUGGAGGAGGUUCUGAUGGAUCAGGGAUUCAAAGUGAUGUACAGACACAGGUUCUAAAUAAGGAGCUUGCUGUGCAAGAUGUAAUACAACAGAUGAGCUCUGAGACUACAGGACCACACUAUAGGCAACCAGACAGAACAUUUAGCCAAGCUGAGCAGUCCCCUCCGUCUACCGAGGCCAGCAAUACCUCGACCACAGUUGCUGAGUGCAGACAAGAGGUGGUAGUUUCUGACCCAUCAAAUACAGAUGUUGAUGGUACAAAUGCAGCCAUUCACCAGAGGAGAAAGAUGGAAACCUUGCAGCAAUUGACUCAUUCUACUGAUUCUAUGAUCCAAGUCAGCCAGUGCAGAAGACAUCUGGACAAUACCUUUCUUUUGACCCAGCCAAGUGAGAUUAAUCACCAAGAGAGUCAGGUACAUUCACUUCAGUUGGCUAAGGAUGUCAAUACUUCAAUCCUAGCCAUUCAAUCUAGGAAUAAGGAAAUAGAACCAUUUCAUUUGUCUGAAGAUGGUACAGAUCAAGGAAGUGAUUGUAGAAGACAGAUGGUACAUAUAGAUGUACUUAGAUUGAGUGACAGUAGCAAUGAUGCAAACCAAGGUGGUAGUCCGCUAGAUGCAGUUCAAUCAACUAGGCAAAGUGAUGGCUCAAACCAAGCGAGUCAGAUGGGUUCAUGUCAAUCGACUAAGGAUAGUGAUGGCUCAAACCAAGCAAGUCAAUGCAGAAGACUUCUUAAGGAGCUAACUGAAGAGACUUAUGCCAUUCAAGAUUCAUCUAUCCUAGAUGCUCUGCAGGAACAACUCAGAAACACCCUCAGGAACAUACAGAAAGCAAAACAAAAACGGGUAUUGAUUCCAUCAGGACAGACAAGUGCAGAUGUACUUGAUUCACAUACAUGUACACAAUCAAGAAAAUCCUCUAAUACAUAUAAUAGCAAGAAGCAUAGUGGUAAAAUUCAUCCUGACACUACUGGGAAGAGUUGUACGUGCAAGAAUAGAAGUUGCAGGUUUUGUUCUGCAGCCGAGAGGGUUGAGUUUGGUGAGGUCAUGCGUGAGGAACUGUGUUCAGACCAGUCAGUGAGUAGUAGGAUCAUCAGGGAAGCACAGGCACUGAUCCUAGAAAUGUUCCCUUUUAUGCAUGGGUUUGAGGAAACCACUCUAGGUAACCAUCUUCUCUUCUCAGCAGCCCAAGGAGAGUUCGGCCAGCUGAUGAACGAUGGGAAGGACCACUGGAUUUUUGUCACGUCCAUUUCCUGCGCUCCAGGAACAGUCAAGUACUAUGACAGUAUGGGUGCUCGGACGGUUCCAGACACCAUACGCAAGCAGAUAGCAUGUAUCGUAUGUUCGCAGGACACCCAGAUCUCUGUGGAAAUCCAACCGGUUCAGUUGUCCAAGGACUUCACCGAUUGUGGUCUUUUCACGAUAGCUUUUGCCGUGAGUGUCCUGUAUUCUGAAGAUCCGGCAUUGGUUUGUUAUGACAUCACCUCCAUGAGAGACCAUCUCUACCAUUGCUUCCAGAAACGUAGUCUCACACCUUUCCCAAAGAUUGAUCAGUCCUUGGAGCGAACCGUAAAGAGGACGAUUAGUGUGGACGUGUUUUGCCUCUGCAGGAUGCCCUGGUAUGCUAUCGCAAAGGAAUCAAAGAUGAAGAUGGCCCACUGCAGCAUGUGUGGCGAGUGGUGGCACUCGAACUGCUGUGGCAUUCCUGAUCCAGGUCAAAGAAGCAGCUGGAAGUGCCCUAGAUGUGAAGAUGUCCAGUCUGCAGUAUCCGCUCUCAAUUCUCUUCAGUCGGUAGUCUGUCCAAAUGAAAGCCCAGGUCACAGCUGACAAGUUCAUUGCCCCCCGCCCCCUCUCCAUCACCUGUGGAAAGGACAAGUUCACAUUAUUUUCUCUAUUAGCAAAUGUGAUGGAAAAUAAGUUAUGGGGCCACUAGAUCUUAGCUAUUCUAUGUUCUAUCAACCUUCAAGAUUCCCACAGUCCUGGAAAAUCCUGGAAAAAUUUGUGGUCAUUGAAAGUCAGGGAAUUUGGAAAAUUUGUGAAAAGUCAUGGAAUUUCAUUUACCUCUCGGCUAUGGCAGCUUUCCGGUUUGUUGUGACUCACAAAACUCAAACUCUGUGAUCAUACUCUGCUUUUAUCAUUGGUGUUCAUGAUUUCCAUUUUUCCCAGUUUUGUGACAUCCCAAAUUCUGCAUAACUCUCGGUACGUCACGAGAAGUCAUGGAAAGCAGCAAUUUAGUCAUGGAAAAGUCCAAAAGUCCACUUCCAAAAGCCUCUUGGUUGCAAGAGGCUUUUGCCUGAAUUCACAAAGAAGGUUUUAACCUGUUGGCUAGACCACAGUUUUUGUAGAUCAUACAUGUAAAAUGCAAUCAUUAUGCAUAAUUUAGUGCGUACAUUGAAAGAGAGUCCAUUGAUUUCCAUUCUCUAGGAGAUUGUGAAUUCAGAUAUGCAGCUCCUACACUGUGGAACCAAUUUUCAACAGCAAGAAAAUAAAAAUAAAGUGUUCAAUGUGUGCAUAUCAAACUGGGUAGAUUCAAGGGUCACCUGUUCAAAGGUUGUAACCAUCAUUAAUGAAUAUAUUGGACACUUGAAACCCCCAAAUAACUGAGGGUUCAACUCAAAACAUUGUGUACAUGUAUGCAUGAUAUGGGAGUGACAGUGACUUGAUUAGAGUUUGGCCUUAACAAGUCAAAGGUCAUAUUGAUCAUUAUUGAAAUUUUUUUAAGUAGAGUAUCGUCUUGGAAUGGUGGAGGCAUUAAUUUUGACUCCAUACGAUUGAGAAUCCAUCUGCAGGUAACUCUUACACAAGUCAAAUAUUUGCCUAAAUUAUUGAAACAAUUUUUGACUCACCUUGCAUAGCAGAGCGAGACUAUAUGCGCCGCUUUUUCUGAUGUUGGCAACGGCGGCGGCUUCGUCAACAUCAAAUCUUAACCAAAGUUUUGGAAAUAUCAUCAUAACUUAGAAAGUAUGUAGGCCUAGUUCAUAAAACUUGGACAUAAUGGUAACCAAGAAUUACUUAACAUCCUGCCAGAGAUUGAGGUCAAAUGACUAAGUCAAAGGUCAUUUAAGGUCAAUGAACUUUGGCAAUGUUGGUGGUAUUUGUUGAUUUCCAUCAUAACUUUGAAAGUUUAUGGAUCUGGUUCAUGAAACUUGGACAUUUGAAUAAUCAAGCAUCAGUGAACAUCCUGCAUGAGUUUCAGGUCACAUGACCAAGGUCAAUGAAUUUUGGCUGUGUUGGGGGUAUUUGUUGAAUUGCCAUCAUAACUUUGAAAGUGUAUGGAUCUAGUUCAUGAAAUGUGGACAUAAGGGUAAUCAAGUAUCACUAAUCGUCUUGUACAAUUCUUAAGUCACACGAUCAAGGUAAAAUAUUUAGGGUCAAUGAACUAGUAUUUUUAUAUCAUAUUAUGAAUGGUGUUUUUUGUGAAUGAUUAUUCUAUAGUCGAUUUCAAAGUAGGCACUGCUUCUAUAUUGACUCGUGCAAUGCAGACGAGACUGCCAGAUGCACUCCACGAGUUUAUCCAUGUUAUACUUAUACAUGUACCUCUCGUACGUAAAAUUUCUCCCGAGUCAAACAGAUUAAUGUGGUUCCAAAGUUUUGACUGUAUUUGAUUGGAUGAAUUUGUGCAGGAUUUUCCAAAUAAACACAGGCAUUUCAAUAAAUAGUGUCAAUCAGUCAAUUCUUCUU